Molecule: messenger RNA, 1365 nt
Organism: Entamoeba invadens IP1
Lineage: Eukaryota; Evosea; Mastigamoebida; Endamoebidae
Product: N-myristoyl transferase, putative
Exons: 1
Coding region: 1-1365 (454 amino acids)
Biological process (GO): N-terminal peptidyl-glycine N-myristoylation
Cellular component (GO): cytoplasm
Molecular function (GO): glycylpeptide N-tetradecanoyltransferase activity
Source: RefSeq, a predicted model, not a curated record
AUGCCGAGGCAAACCAAGAAGACCACCACCAAGAAACCACACACAACCAAACCGGUGACUAAAGUUGAACCAUCCCUUGAAGAGACUAAAUUAGAAGAGUUACAUGACAAGGAGUAUGUUCCCCCCACAGAGAAAGAGAAAUUUAUGGAGGAGAUUAAGAAGAUGCCCGACGGAGCGACGACCUCUGAUGCGCGUGAUGAAGAGCACAAGUUUUGGCGGUAUGAGCCGGUCAUUGGGACUGGUGUAGUUGUUCCGAAGGAUUACAACCACCCGAUUCAAGAAGAUUUGACUGUCGACAAGAUAUCGAAAGUCCCCGCCAACCUUCCCCGGGAAGACAUGAAGUAUGUGAUAGUCGAUAUCGAUGACGAGAAAGAGAUGGACGACGUCUACAAUUUAUUAGCGAAGAAUUAUGUCGAAGAUGACGACGCGACGCUCCGCUUUGACUAUAAAAUCGACUUCAUCAAGUGGUGUCUGAAAGUCCCGAAUUACCAGAGGAAUUGGUUCAUUGGGAUUCGGUUGGAGAACACCAACGAGUUGAUUGGCUUCAUCACCGGAGUUCCUUCGUUGAUCAAAAUUUACGACAAGAAAGUCCCCGUCGCAGAGAUCAACUUUUUGUGCAUCAAAAAGGAGAUGCGGAAGUUCAAAUUGGCACCUCUGUUAAUUAAAGAAGUCACACGACAAGUCCACUUGUAUGGAAUAUUCCAAGCAGUUUACACGAGUGGGACGGACCUCCCGAAUGUUGUGUCGACGGCGCAAUACUUCCAUCGCCCACUCAACCCUAAAAAGCUCGACGCGAUUGGAUUUUCGUCGUGUAAUGAAAGAUUGACGAUGCAGCGUGCUGUGAAGCUCUAUAAAUUGCCAGACGAGCCAGUUACGCCGGGGUUUAGAAGAAUGGAAGUGAAAGACGCGAAGGAAGUCACUGAGAAGCUUAACAUCUUCUUACAAAGGCAUCACGACUUGACUGUCUUAUUUGAUGAGGAGACAGUCAUCCACUCGUUUAUGACUCGAGAGAACAUCGUGGAGAGUUUUGUGAUAGAAAGAGACGGGAAAAUUGUCGCGUUCUCUGCGUAUUAUAUCUUACCCAGUUCUAUUCUGAACUCGUACGAAUAUAAGGAACUCUAUGUUGCUUAUCAAUAUUACUACUUCUAUGAAGCCGACGUCGACGCAAAGGCAUUCUUUAAGGACAUGCUGAUCUGCGCAAAUAAGUCGAAGUGCGACGUAUUCAACUGCUUGAACUUGUCGCAGAACACUAAGUACAUUGCAGACUUACUCUUUGUCCCCGGGAGUGGGUAUUUGAAGUACUAUCUUUACAAUUGGGCGUGUCCAAAGGUUAAUCCAGACAAACUCGAUAUCAUCUUACAAUGA